Messenger RNA from Protopterus annectens (West African lungfish), 1638 nucleotides. RefSeq names its product thrombospondin type-1 domain-containing protein 4-like. The record is from RefSeq and is a predicted model, not a curated record. Gene Ontology annotation, cellular component: extracellular matrix. Lineage: Eukaryota; Metazoa; Chordata; Ceratodontiformes; Protopteridae. The coding region runs from base 358 to 1638 and encodes 426 amino acids. The transcript is spliced from 8 exons. Gene Ontology annotation, biological process: extracellular matrix organization. Gene Ontology annotation, molecular function: metalloendopeptidase activity.
UCUCCAACCCGAAGUUAAAAGAUGGGAGCCAGCUCAUGACAGCAGCUGCAUGCAACGUGCGCUGCAGACUCGCUGGGCUCUAGCAGUUGUGUGCACAUUACGGCUUCGGCCGGUCCAACCACGAGAUCACUGCAGGGUAAAUCAAUGUCUAGAAAGUGUACUGGGGAUUACGUUUUGUUAUCCAAAAACUGCUCCUAUACAUCACAAAGUGCACUGGAUUUGCACAAGAUCUCAUUGUACAAAAGUUGGGUCUGAGAGAGAAUCUAUCUGAAGUUAGUGACAAGGUGCGUACUCUACAUUGAAAAGAAGCACAUUUGUAAUCACAGUGGAUAUUGCUUAGCUACAGAUUUUCUAAUAAUGACAGGUCACUUUAUAACAUCUUUAUGUCUGUUUGUCGUAUCUGUAACUCUGCUAGGAUUUCAGCUUGUUGCUCCCCAGUUGUCUGCUGAACACAGAAAGGUUCCACAGAGGAUAGAGGAGAAAGCUAAGAGUGCUGAAGAAAUAAAUAGUAUACCUGGAAUUUGGGGUAGCUGGGGCCCAUGGUCUGCCUGUUCUCGAACGUGUAGUGGUGGGGUGAUGGAACAAACAAGGCCUUGUCUUCCGGCUCACUACAGUGAAAGACCUCAUCAGCGACAGGGGCAGCAAUACUUGGCCUCUGAGAGGACCCAUAGUCACCAGUAUUCCUAUCAUCAAGAAGACUCAGUGAAUCCUUACCCAGGGCAUGCAGUUUCAACCAUCCGAACUUCAGUGGCACUACACAGAAACAGGGGAGAGCUAAGAGUAGGUCAUCAGUCUUCAGUUUCUAGGGGACACAAUGACACUGUCCCCAGUCAAGCACUGCUGAGAGGUAGCCAGCAGCCUCACUCUGAAGGUCAAAAACUGAAGGCAGAAAGAAGAAAUAAAACAAGAAACUCCAUUGUCCCAGGAAGGUACGGAUAUGGAAAGAUUCCCUAUACAACAAUACUGCAAACUGAUUCAGAACAGACAUCUAAGAAAAAACGGAGACAGCGCCAAUUAGGCAGACAUCAAGGCAACCAGAAUAUUAGAGGUCACCGUCAGCGUGGAUAUAAUCAACACAUAACACAUGUGUCUCACAGCCAUCAUCAGCUCCAAGGCAAUUCACAGAGAAUACCUUCAAGUCAACAUUUAAAUCUGUAUCAGAGCAGUCACAUUUCUGGACCUAGACAAUCACCACCAAGUUCCUCAGUUUAUCAGCAACCUUCAUCUAAUUCAAACACUGUUUCUGUAUCUGGAAUAAAUGUUGGUUUGGAUUCCUCAAGUCACAGUUCUGGAUCACAGCAGCCAAUGCCGGACUAUCGACAUGGUACUACAUCUAUUAGUUGUGUUGGAUCAUAUAAGCAGCAUAAACUUUGCAACUCAAAUCCUUGUCCAGAGAACAGUAGAAACAUUAGGGAAGUGCAGUGCUCAUCUUACAACAGCAAGCCUUUCAUGGGGCAGUAUUAUGAAUGGGAACCUUUCAAUGAAGUGGUGGGUCAUCAGAGUUGUGAACUGAAUUGCCGUGCUUUGGGAUACAGAUUUUAUGUGAGACAAGCUGACAAAGUGAUAGACGGCACACCAUGUGAAAAGAAUGGGACGGCCAUCUGUGUCUCAGGGAAAUGUAAGUUAGAUAACAGUUAA